Spodoptera exigua (beet armyworm) is the source of this 864-nucleotide messenger RNA. The record is from the annotation of a GenBank genome assembly. NCBI's taxonomy places the organism in Eukaryota, Metazoa, Arthropoda, Insecta, Lepidoptera, Noctuidae.
AUGCAUGUUAAACGAUUCUUUGAGAGAUAUCAAGUGGUGGUAAUACUGGCGGUGCUGGUGACCUCGCUGCCCCCCAGCACGGGCUACAUAGACUGCCGGAUCUCGUGCCGGCGUUGCCAUGAGAACACGGAGCACCCCUCCGUGCUGGAGGUGUACUGCGCCAUGUGCGAGGAGUGCAAGCAGAGACGAAGGGAAAGGUUAAAAGGACGUCCUACAUCUGCACGGACUACUUUAAUCAGAAUGCGUGAUGGAGUCGAAGAGAUCACCAAAACGCCGCCGCUGGGACCACAAGCAGCGGCGCACCCGCCCGAACACUUGCAGCAAGCGAGGCAGAGGCAGGCGGUUCCAUCCGAAUAUCCCGCACCCUCUGGACAUCCUGGCCAACCAGGUCAGGCGCCACUGCCCUUGUUCAUGCAGCAGCAGCCGCACCCGCAACUAUUACAGCAGGAACCGGGACCAGAGCUGCUGAAGACAUUUCAUGAAAAGCCGCGUCCCAUCCAACGUGGCUACGGGCCAGAAUACGAAAGACCCAUGCAAAAACUCUCGUUCCCGGCCGGCUGCCCAACGCCGCCGCCCUGCCCCGAGUCGGAGGAGGAGACAGAGGUCCUGGUGCAUUUGCCUACUACUUGCCCGACCACUACGGCCCCUGUGACCACGCACCCCACCACGCCGCAGUGUCCGCCCAUCCGAGGGUGCAGGAAGAAGAAGCCGCAGUACCAGGGCUGCUGGCCGUGCAUGCCUAUGUGCCCGUGUCCCCCGAACUAUCAGUCUCAAUUGCAGCUGCAGACCACGCCUGCUACCACUCAUCUCGACUACCAAUACUUAUACAUUGGACUACCAAAGAAUAUAUUACGAUCUAGCUAG